Molecule: messenger RNA, 1640 nt
Organism: Ceratosolen solmsi marchali
Lineage: Eukaryota; Metazoa; Arthropoda; Insecta; Hymenoptera; Agaonidae
Gene: Syt14
Product: Synaptotagmin 14
Exons: 8
Coding region: 122-1600 (492 amino acids)
Molecular function (GO): phospholipid binding
Source: RefSeq, a predicted model, not a curated record
CGAGGAAGAGAGAGAGAGAGAGAGAAAGAGUCAGGCCGCGUGCCAAGGACCCGCGAAUGAGAUGCGAGGAGCGGCCGGUGGGGCCAGGGCCGAGCCGUGCUGAGGGAAUCCGAGCUUGAGCAUGACUCUGGCCGGAUCAAACCAUUCACUCGCGGUAGAAACAGCGUUUCUGGGUGCCUGUAUUGGAUUUGUUGUACUACUACUCGCCGUUGUAUUGUAUUUGUCGCACAAGUGGUACUUAACACCACCCACAACGGCAGCGACACUCUUUGGCGGCGUCUGCGUGCCAAUUUGUGAAUCCAGCGACAGCUCCGCCGUCCAGAAUUUAGGUAAAGCUUGUCCAUUCUCGGAUAUUGAAACAAGUUCCGAUUCGGAAGAGGACGCUUUGCGUCGAUUAAAUUCGCUAAAUCGUUUGCCACUAGAAACACUGACGAUUCAAGCAGACGAUGGGCUGCCCAGCAUAUCAGACGUUGGGACGGUCAACAACAAUAAUUGUACUGAUAAUCACAUUAAUGACCAGCAGCAGUGUAUUGUCGAAGUAAGCUCGCCUAAUGUCAUUGUUAAUGACAUAGAAAAUGAGCCGCCGAUAAUUAACGAAAAUGGCGCCAUGGCAACACAUGAUACCAUUGCCUCGUUCUCGGCUAUUUCAAGCGAAGAGAUAGCGAGCAUCGAGGUUGCAUUCCUUUAUGAUGCACCAAUGCGAGAGAUGACGGUUCAUGUUCUUCAAGGUCGAAAUUAUCCGACAGGAAUGGGAGGUAGUCAAGUGCGCCUUCUAUUAUUACCUUCGAAAAAGCAACGUCGCAAAACUCGUAUACGUCAAGGACCUUCACCUCAAUACAUGGAGAGCUUCUUACUGCCUCGAGUUAACCCGGAGGAUGUUAACGCCAUGGGAAUUCGCGUUAGAGUAUACUUGUGGAGUGGUCGAAUGCGUAGGGAACGACUACUUGGCGAAGCCCGAAUUUCUUUCGAUCGAAUUAAUCUGCGCCUUGAGACUACACUUUGGCUAACCCUUCAGUUACCGCCUGCAUCCUCCAUACAAGAUUGGGGCACUACUCCAAGCCUAACUCGUAGCGAUUCAACUGGCUCUCAGCAAUCUGUACAAUCCUAUGCUUUAUCAAUUACUCCACCAUAUGGCAGUAGCAUGAAGGGUGGCAGUAUCGCGGAAAUCCUUAUUGGCUUGACGUACAACGGCACAACCGGAUGCUUAUCGGUUGAAAUCAUAAAAGGCUCGCAUUUUCGUGGUGGACGAGGCAACGACACAAAGCCACCCGAUACUUAUGUUAAGCUAGUAUUAGUCGAUAGUAAUGGGCACGAAAUGGGUCGCGCUAAGACUGGCUUGAGGCGUGCACAACCAAAUCCUCUUUACAAGGAUACAUUUAUAUUUCAGGUCGCUUUGUUCCAACUCGGAGACGUUACCCUUUACUUAUCGGUCUACAAUCGGCGCAGAACAGCAAUGGGCAAAAAAGGUCGCCAAAUGAUCGGCUGGCUGUGCCUUGGAGAGAGUAGCUCCGGUUCUGAAGAGCUCCAGCAUUGGAAUGACAUGCGCGCUGCUCGACAGCCAACGCAAAUCCAGCGUUGGCACUCGCUUCUCAGACCCUGAGCCUCGCUCGACGAGCCCUAUCAACGGCUGCCCUUUUUCU